Aethina tumida (small hive beetle) is the source of this 1618-nucleotide messenger RNA. Its product is annotated as trypsin-1. Gene Ontology annotation, biological process: proteolysis. The record is from RefSeq and is a predicted model, not a curated record. The transcript has 7 exons. NCBI's taxonomy places the organism in Eukaryota, Metazoa, Arthropoda, Insecta, Coleoptera, Nitidulidae. The coding region runs from base 166 to 1368 and encodes 400 amino acids. Gene Ontology annotation, molecular function: serine-type endopeptidase activity.
GUCAAUGCGGAUGGCGGAUCGCCACCUAUUUACCUACUUCUUUUGGUCAGUUUUGCAUAGAUUACUGGCGGACAUCAGUUAAUAAGCGACUAUCAACUUAAAUGGAUCUGUGAUAUAGUGUAGUGUUGUUAAAGACUGCAUAUUUCAAUUUUAAUUAGCAUAGUGAUGCAUUAUCAUACAUAUACGCUUAUUUUGUUGUUCGCCAUUCCUAAUUGGGCACAAUGCAGCGAAAGCACUAGUCAGAACGAGACAGAAAAGGCAAAAAUAUUAAUAGACAGCAACUACAAUAUCAUCACACAUCUCCACAAACCAAAACCGACAUCUGCCCCGGUAGAAUAUGAACCGGGAGUACCACCAGGAUGGCCUUCCAAGAGGCCUACCACAAAGAGACCUCCACCUAGACGAGAUCCAGAUAUCGAACUGUUUAACCAGACAGUGAUGUCUGAGGAGUUACAUCUGGAGAACGCAACAAACGAGGAAUUUUUUCAACCGAAUCAAACAAAUAAAGUUGGAGGUGUGGUCGAUUGGUUUCUGGGAAUCGUUGGGAUCCGUCCACCCGAGUCCACCACUCCCAAUCCUCCUGUUGCAGCUCCGAUUCCUACACAGAAAUGUCCUUCCUGCAAAUGUGGAAUCACUUAUAAAAAAACUAGGAUUGUUGGCGGAGUGGAAACGAAAGUGAACGAGUUCCCCUGGAUGACCGCUCUGAUGUACAAUAAUAGAUUUUAUUGUGGGGCGUCCUUAAUUAAUAACAAAUAUAUUCUGACGGCGGCGCAUUGCGUAAAUGGAUUCUCUAGAGAAAGAUUAACGGCAGUGUUUUUGGACCAUGACAGAUCCAAUUCGUUCGAAACAAAGACGAUAUCGAGGAAAAUAAAACGAAUAAUCAGGCAUCGAUCGUAUGGUCAAGGAGGAACUUACAAUAAUGACAUAGCCAUAUUACAAUUGGAUAAUGAAGUUUCUGUAGCGGGUUUACUAAAACCGGUUUGUUUACCGCAGACAGGGAAGAGCUUUACUGGAUUUACUGGCAUUGCUGUUGGCUGGGGCGCAACAAAGGAACACGGACAAGUUUCGAAUAAGCUUCGGGAAGUUGAAGUGCCUAUUCUGUCUAAUACUGAUUGCAGGAAAACGGGUUACGGAAGUAGAAUAACUGAGAAUAUGCUUUGUGCAGGAUAUGCCCAAGGACAAAAGGACUCUUGUCAGGGUGACAGUGGAGGACCUCUUCAUGUGGUUAAUAAUCUUGUGCAUGAAAUAGCCGGCGUCGUGUCGUGGGGUGAAGGUUGUGCUGAAGCAAAUUAUCCGGGUGUGUACACACGUGUUAACCGCUACGUUUCGUGGAUAAAGAGUAACACAAGGGACGCUUGUUACUGUUAAACGGAUUAUUUAUUUAUUUUGUGUAUUGGAUCAACAGUGCAAGAAUGUUUGUUUGUGAGAAUGGGUUUUAUUAAGACAUCAAUACCGAAUUCAGGCUUAAUCGUACGAAAAAGUCAAAAGAACGCCAGGCUGUGAAUCUAUUCGGAAGAGGAACUUAUCAAGUGGAACAAGGGAUAAACUAAAAACUUCAAAGGGGACUUAGGUAAAUAAUAAGUCAAACUUCUUUGAUUCAUUUGUCGCAAUACAGAUU